Schistosoma curassoni is the source of this 1637-nucleotide messenger RNA. Lineage: Eukaryota; Metazoa; Platyhelminthes; Trematoda; Strigeidida; Schistosomatidae. The record is from the annotation of a GenBank genome assembly.
GAAGUGCUGUAGUGAAAGUCAACAGCUAUAUAUAAUUUGUUGAUAAGGUCCAGAAAACAACUUUUUGUGAGUUAAGACGAAAUGUCAACUGAAGGUGCUUCAUGCUCAAGUGAAAUUUCAGUGAACGUAAGCGACGCGUUCCAACGUAUUAUGCUGAAUAAGAGAUUCGGAAGCUGGAUUGAAUUAGAUAAUGCGCUAAAGGAUUUCCAUAAAAUGACCCAUACACACUAUGUUCACGCAGAAAGUAGAUUGUUGAAGGAUGUGAGAUAUAAAUACUUGUUCGUAGUGUUUCGUUGCACGUUUGGUCGUAAACGUAAAUCAGAAGGUCUGAAUGUGAAUAAAAAACCGUCUAAAUUUUUAAAUUGCCAAUCGAUGUUUCGCGUAAGAUUGGAGGGUCAACAAUACGUUAUAAAAUCUUACAACAUGACUCACAACCAUCCGUGUACUAGUUCGUGGAUGGUUUGUGAUCCGUUGAGUAGACGAUUGUCAUCAGAAGAAAAAGAAAACUUGAAACCAGUUAUAUUGCACUGUCAGUCGACGGACGAAGUUAUCGAAAGUAUUAAGGAAAGAACAGGUAAGCAGGUGACCGCUGCUGAUGUCAAAAAUAUGAAAGCUGAACUCUCCACUGGUUGGACUCGGAAGCAGGUAUUGCAGAUGAUGCGACAAAACGGUGAAGUUAGAGAGCAUGCAGAAAAUGGAUGUAUUACGGCGAUAUGCUUCAGCAGUUAUGAUCAGAUAUGGCUGUACAAUCAAUAUCCCUAAGUCGUGUGUAUUGAUUCUACUUAUAAAACUAAUAAUAAAAAGUGAAUAUGAUUUUCGUUUUGUUCUACUAUGUAGAUAUUCAUUAUUCCAGUUAGUGGUGACAGACAAUUGGGGUCGAGGUCGAACUGUUAUGUUUGCAUGGACACAAAAAGAAAAGCGUGCCGAUGUCGCAAAAGCGACAGCUUGCACAAAUGCAUGUACAAGGCUUUUAAGUGGAGUUCAAUGACAUUCUCUAGAAAAAGCAUUGAAGACCAAAUAAUCAGUGGACGAACAUACAAUUAUGAUGCUCCACAGCGUUUUAUACCCUUGCUGAACAUGUUGACCCCGUUCGCAAGAUCCAAAGUGUUAAAUGAACUUAAAAAAAUGCGUUUCGUUAACUUAGAAUAUGAAAGCGGCGAGUGGUUGUUUAUGCUUGACCGCGGACAACAUUACGAAGUGGAUGUAAGUAUUUGUGAAUGCAAUUGUAGUACUUUUAAUAUGUGUCGAUAUCCGUGCCGCCAUCUCCUGCUGGCAUAUAUUAAAAGACGAAAUCUAACAGCUCAUCAACUUCUUAGGUGUUGCUGCAGAUGGAAAUUAGACGAUACGCACAAUUUACAAAACAACACAGGCAUUUCAUUACGGAGACGAAGUAAAGAAUAUAUACAACUUCAACGGCUACAAAGAAUGUGCAAACAACAAAUUGUUGAGAAAUAUGGUGAACGCUUCGCGAAUCAGGUGGAGAGAAAAGUCUACAAUUUUUACUUAAGAAUUAUAAACAGCUAGACAGCAGGUUUACGAUUAACAGUUCUUUGUGGCUUUAUUUUAUACCACUAUUUAUACAACUUGUAAACUUAUCUUUCCACUUUAGUAGUCAUGAAAAAUCAAUAAACUUUUUC